Messenger RNA from Haemonchus placei, 315 nucleotides. NCBI's taxonomy places the organism in Eukaryota, Metazoa, Nematoda, Chromadorea, Rhabditida, Trichostrongylidae. The record is from the annotation of a GenBank genome assembly.
AUGAUGCUCGGAAAUUCCCCUUACACGCAAGUGCAGAAAGGAAUUCGGAGUUCCGAGCUCCGUCAACGAACGAUGUUCAGGGAUGCCGAUGAUUACGUCAAGAAAUCGAAGAUCAGGUGGGUUAGACACGUUAUGCAAUAUCGUGGUGACCGCUCGACAAGGGCAGUUGCUGACUGGAUCUUUGGGGACGUCAAGCUACCAACGCGAUGGUCAGACUUCUUCACGAAAGCUCUAAUCGGAAAGAAUGGCGUGCCUUGUGUACCUGAAGCAAGGACGAUUCACUGGACCACUAUGGCUCACGACAGGGACGAAUGA